This is a messenger RNA of Haemorhous mexicanus (house finch), 1957 nucleotides long. RefSeq lists its product as uncharacterized. Gene Ontology annotation, molecular function: UDP-glycosyltransferase activity. The coding region runs from base 77 to 1957 and encodes 626 amino acids. The record is from RefSeq and is a predicted model, not a curated record. The transcript is spliced from 3 exons. Lineage: Eukaryota; Metazoa; Chordata; Aves; Passeriformes; Fringillidae.
UUGCUUUCCAAAGCAUUUUCAGGCUACAACCUGCAGGAGAAAUCUCUUCCACGGCUCCUACUCCAGCCACAGCAACAUGGCUUUGAGACUUUGCUCUGCCUGGAUUUCCAUCCUCCUCCUCCUGCCCAGCCUCUCGGAUGGAGGGAAGCUCCUGGUGGUGCCCAUGAUUGGAAGCCACUGGCUGAGCAUGCAGGAAGUGGUGGAGAAGCUGAGUGAGAGAGGACACGAGGUGGUGGUGCUGGUUCCUGAGGUGAGCUGGCAGAUGAAGACCACGCAGGCCUACAAGGUGGUCACGUACCCGGUUGGACAGCCCCUGGAAGAGCUGGAUAACGCCUUCCAGGAAUACGCCGCUGUGCACCUGACACCAAAGCCUUUCCCCCUCAAUGCCCUGGCGAUGUACAACGCCACGGUACAUUUUUUCAUCACCUUCUUUGGGCAAUGCAAGGACCUGUUUCGCAGCCAGGAGACCCUGAAGUUCCUCAACCAAAGCGGCUUUGAUGCCAUCCUGACAGAUCCGGCCAUCAUGUGUGGGCCCAUCCUGGCCCACCAUCUCUCUCUUCCCUUUGUGUUCUUCAUGAGGGGAUUCCCUUGCAACAUUCACUUUGCAGCCCCACAGUGCCCAAGCCCUCCAUCCUACAUCCCAAGGCUCUUCAGCUUCAACUCAGACCACAUGACUUUUCUCCAGAGGGUUGAAAACACCCUGAUUUCCCUCCUGGAGCUUGAUUACUGUAACAGGCUCUAUGCCGAAGCGCUUAAGCUUUCCUCAGAAGUUCUUCAGAGGGAUGUGUCCCUGAUGGACCUUGUGAAUUCUGCUGCCAUUUGGCUCCUGAGGUUUGACUUUGUGUUUGAGUACGUCAGGCCAGUGAUGCCCAACAUGGUCUUUGUUGGGGGGAUCAACUGUGCUAAGAAGAAACCACUGCCUAAGUCAGAGAAGCCUCAGAAUUACACAGUCCAAGCCUAUCCAAUCCCUUACACCGAGGAAUACUUGGGUGAAAUGCUCAAGGCCUUCGUUAGUGCCCAUUUUAUUGAACAGUCUGUUUGGAAUGUUGUUCUGACCUUGUAUCAAAGCACAAUAGAAAUCUCCUCGGUCUUCUUCACCAACUGUAAGAGCCUCCUGCAGAACGAGGAGCUGAUGCAGGAUCUGAAAGAGAGCAAAUUCCACAUGCUUUUCACAGACCCCAUCCUGAUGUGUGGGCCCCUGGUGGCUGAGUAUCCUUCCCUUCCUUCCGUCUACUUCCUGCGGGGCUUUCCCUGUGGAAUGGAUUCUGCUGCUGCCCUGUGCCCAAGCCCCCCUUCCUAUGUCCCCAGGUUAUUCUUGGAUAAUUCAGACAGCAUGAAGUUUUCCCAGCGGGUGAAGAACAUGCUGGUCGAUCUGCUGAAGCUCUUCUACUGUAAGCCCAUCUAUGAUAACUUUGAAGAGCUUGCAUAUGAGGUUUUGAAAAAGAAAGGGACAGUGACAGAACUGCUGAGGCAUGGAACCUUCUGGCUGAUGAGAUAUGGUUUUGUCUUUGAGUUCCCAAGACCAGUGAUGCCAAACAUGGCUUUUAUUGGAGGCAUUAUCUGUGUUCAGAAGGAAAAACUGUCUCAGAAACUGGUGGGCUUUGGUUUCUUCUUUGGCCGCAGCUGUGGUCCAGGGUCGGGCUUGCCGAUCUGCACGGCCCGCCCGCUCUGCGGGGCCACCCCCCGUCGCCUCCGGGCAGGGCACGGCGGGCUUGGCUCUGCCGCCACCGCGGCGGCUCCCGGCGAGCAGCGGCGGCUCCCGGCGAGCAGCGGCGGCUCCCGGCGAGCAGCGGCGGCUCCCGGCGAGCAGCGGCGGCUCCCGGCGAGCAGCGGCGGCUCCCGGCGAGCAGCGGCGGCUCCCGGCGAGCAGCGGCGGCUCCCGGCGCGGGCGGCUCCGAGCAGCCGCAUGGCGGCCACGUGGCACGGGGGAGCCGGCAGCUGCCGGCGGCGAUCUUAA